AUGUUUCUUCAACAUGUCCUAGGAAAACGCUGGUACGGCUUUGAUUUGGAUGACACACUUCACGAAUUCCGACGAGCCUCAACCCACGCCUCAACCCACGUCUUCGAGGCAAUCCACUCUUCAAAUCCCCAGAUCAGCAUUGAUACCCUCAAAGCCACAUACAGUGAAAUUUUGCGCCUCACGACUGCCAAUGCCUUCACAGAUGGCAGAACUUCAAUCGAGUAUCGACGUGAACGAUUUGGGCGCCUUCUCCAGGUACACGGGCUGAUGGGCCUCAAUCACUUCCUCGGGCCUGGCAACCUUCUACUGGAUCGUCUGUUGGAUCUAUAUCGGGAUUCUCUGCGCCAAAGUCUCGCACUGAAACCUGGUGUUUUGCAGCUUUUACAGACUCUCAGAUACUUGGGGAAGCGGGUCAUUGUCAUUACCGAGGGGCCAGCGGAUGCACAAGAGUGGACGGUUCAUGAACUGGGGCUAUGGCGGUAUAUUGAUGUGCUUGUUACGACAAAUGAAAUUGGCAGAUCGAAAGUGGAUGGGAUGUAUGGAAUUGUCUUGGAGAAGUAUGGGAUACCCUCGGGGGACAUUGUUUACUUCGGUGAUAAUGAGCGUCGUGAUGUUCAAGCUGCACGAGAGGAGGGAAUAUUGGCCGUGCACUAUGACGAAAAACAGGAAUCUCAAUUGGAUGAUAUCAAUACAUUACGGGUGAAUUCGUGGGCUGUGGUACAAACAGUACUCGUCCGUGGAGAGUAA
Messenger RNA from Penicillium nucicola, 747 nucleotides. RefSeq names its product HAD family hydrolase. The transcript has a single exon. The record is from RefSeq and is a predicted model, not a curated record. The coding region runs from base 1 to 747 and encodes 248 amino acids. NCBI's taxonomy places the organism in Eukaryota, Fungi, Ascomycota, Eurotiomycetes, Eurotiales, Aspergillaceae.